AUGGACGUGAUCUCCCCGUCAUCAUCGCAAACGGCGUCGAUCGUCCCUCCUGGCCCGCCGGGCACAAGCGGUGCCGAUAUGAUCUCGUUUCACCACACAAUGGAGGACCACGAUCAAGCGCGCUUCCUACCACCACCUAGAUCUUUCAGCGGUGGAUCCAGCACCGGCUCUCUGUCAUACGAUGCUGCGGCAAGGAGGACGACCACACAGCCCAUCGCGACCCCGAGACUCGGUGCAGCUCGCUCGGCACAGACCCUCUCACCACCUCCAUCCACCGGAUCCCCUCCCGAACCAAGCACCUCCCCUCCGAGGAGCUCUGGUAUUGCUCGGACCCUCUCAGUCGGCGUGGCUUCUCUCACUGACCGCUUGCAUCAUCAGAGGCGUGCUAGCGAGACCUACCGCAGGAUGCGCUCGGGCAGCAACGCCGCCGAGACCGACGCCCACCAUCCGCCUCCCUCCCUCUCUCGAAGUAUAUCCAAGACAGUCCUACCCACGGCCCCCUUGGUCGCAUCACCUCCACCUCUCACCGAGGCAGAGGAAGCGUCUUUCCUUCCGUUGGCAUCCACCUCCUCGCGGUUGUCGUCCAACGGAGAGCAACCCAAUUUUCGAGUACCUUCUGACGCAGCAACCGGAUCUGGCGACAAUGCAUCCGGGCCUACGGAACCUCAGGCCUCUCCCGACCCGCUCGAAGUGCAUCCUUCUAUAUCUCGAGAUUCCUCUCAACUCUCUGGGCAUUCCGAUCCGGUAUCACCAGCGAAUCCCGCUUCAUCCUCUGUGGAUCCAUCGAGCGAACUGCUCCUCCCCGAGGGCGAAAAGAUGCUCAAGGUCACGCACAAAAAGGUCAAGCCUCGCAUCUUCAAGCUCGAUCCAGAUCGUGGUCAGAUCCUCUGGGAGUCCAAGAAGAACAAUCGCGUCAACCUCGAGUCCAUCCGCGAGGUCCGCUUCGGGCCCUCGGCUGCCUCUUACAGGACCUCCCUCAACAUCUCCUCGGCGCACGAACCUCGCUGGGUGACCAUCAUCUAUCAGAACGGCGGCAUCUACAAGGCACUGCACCUCAUCGCCCUCUCUGAUGCGUCGCUCGCAAGAUGGCGUACCAGCCUCCUCCAUCUUCAGUCUCUGCGCAGGGAGCUGAUCGGUGCCGUUGGAUCGUCCGCCAGCAUCGAACAUCGUCGCCAUCUGUGGAUGCGGCACCACUGGAAGGAUGCCGAUCAGUCCAACGACGAGAAGCUCUCGAUCGACGAAGUCAUGCAGCUCUGCCGCAGGCUCGGCAUCGAGUCCAACAAGACGCAUCUUCGCCGCUGCUUCAACCUCGCAGACUGGCGCAAUCGUGGCUACCUCGACUUUCACGACUUUCAGCACUUUGUCUCUCUGCUCAAGCAACGCGCAGACGUGCAGAGCAUCUUUGCUGCAUGGGCCGACGUCCCGCUCGAUCGUGGCCAGAGUGCAGCGACCGAAUCAGCAGCCCCAAACCCCGGUCAAGCUGGCGCUGCGGAGCUUUCAGGUUCCGUUCAGAGGCCAGACUCGACGAAUGCCCAGCGAACGCCAUCAGAGGCAACACUUGCCGUUUCUGUCAACAACGCCACGCUGGCAGCAGGACCUGAGCCGUGUCGCACACGAGCCAUCUCCAUCGAAGCCUUUCGCCGCUUCGUCCGCGAUGAGCAGGGCAAUCGACACUUUAGCGAUAAUCAGAUCGACGACCUCUUUCGUCGACAUUGCAACAGCCGCCUCUCGGCGUCGCUACCCCCGGACGCGCCGCUCGAAAGGGCCCAGAUGGACUACGACGGCUUCCUCGACUUCCUCUCGUCCUCGGACAACCCACCCUUGGUCGAUCAGCUUCCUCUCUUCGCAACCAUGACGGCAGAGCCCGAAGCGUCGUGUUCGACGCGCAAGCUCCUGGCAUCACCCUCGGCUGAUGCGGCGCUGCAGGCCGACUCGACGCAGGCUCAGCAAGGAACACCUGCACAGCAGCAGCAGACGCCUUCCCGUGCCUUUGCUGAUACAACAGAAGAGCUUAUCGCUGCAGGCGCCUGCGACUCGACCGCCAACACUCGCAAAGUGGCCGCGCAUCUUCGCAAAUCGACGGUGCACCACGACAUGACUCGGCCACUCAGCGAGUACUACAUCAGCUCGAGUCACAACACGUAUUUAGUGGGCGGUCAGUGGAAGGGUGACAGCACCGUAGAAGGAUACAUCCGCGCCCUGCUGCAAGGAGCCCGCAGUGUAGAGCUGGACUGCUGGGAUGGUCCCAACAACGUGCCUCAGAUCACGCACGGCCGCACGCUCACGAGCCGCGUCCCGUUCCAAGAUGUGAUCACGGCGAUCGCGCGAUAUGCCUUUGUCACCUCGCCCUACCCGCUCAUCCUCAGCCUCGAGGUCCAUGCAGAUCCGCCCCAGCAAGAUGUCAUGACUCGUAUUCUGAAGGACACUCUGGGCGAUAUGCUUUUGACACAGCCCGUGGGCUCUCGAUCCCUGCCAGGAGCCGAGGACGAGCUGCCAUCACCGGAAGAGCUCAAAUUCAAGGUGCUUGUCAAGGCCAAGAACAUCUCGCUUGCCGAGAGCCAGCGCAUCCUCCACGACAAGAGGCAGGCAGGUAUGCUGGGCUCGUCAGGACAGCGGAAGGACGAGCCGAACGUCGUACCCGCCACUGUCCUGGAGCCCUCGACGUCGGCAACGGACACGACCACAACGACGGACUCGGAGAUCGAAUCACGGCUUCUGAGCGCCAAGCAGCUCGUGCGUCGGGUGACUCGGCGUGCGCAUCGUGGUGACAAGCCGGCCGCCAAUCCGGCUCCUCGACGCUCGAGCGAGGGCCUCGAUCCGCUCGAGGUCGAGCGAGACUCUCGGGAAGAAUUCGGUCGGGGCAGCAGCAAACAUGGCAAAAAGAUGAUGUCGGCGGCGCUCGCAUCCUUGCUCAUCUAUACGAUCGGCGUCAAGUGCCGAGGCUUCAACAAAAAGGAGUCGUAUGCCACGCAGCACAUGGUCUCGCUCUCGGAAAAGACGGCGCUCAAGCUGAUCCGCGAUCCGAUUUCAAACGAGGCGCUCGUCAAGCACAAUCGCACGCAUCUCACCCGCAUCUAUCCGUCCAUGACGAGCUUUGCGCGGCUCCACGCGAGUCGUAACUUUGUCCCGCUCGACAUGUGGGCGACCGGCUGUCAGCUGGUGGCGCUCAACUGGCAGACGACCGAUCUCGGAUUCGAGCUGAACCAAGCCAUGUUCGGCCGCAAUGGCCGAUGUGGUUACGUGCUCAAGCCCGUGGCACUGCGCGUCAAGGACAAGACCAAGUCGGUCGCGGGCAAGGCGCUGCGCUUCUCGCUGGACCUCAGCAUCGUCUCGGCGCAGCAGCUGCCGAAGAAGAGCAGGUCGGGCAAGGAAAGAGACAAGGACAGGGACAAGGCAAACACAUCGGAAGGGCGGGAUCCGAUCGAUCCGUUUGUUGUCGUGUCGCUGCUGGCGCCCGACUGCUGGGGCAAGCAGCCGAGGGGCUUGCUGCAGAAGUCGGCUGUGCGUAGAGUCGCAAAGUCUGCAUCUCAGCAAGUCGACGGGCAGAGGCAGGACAGUGGCGCCACAGCGAGCUUGACACAGAGCAGCUCGGAGAAAGUAGACACCAGGGCUGCCAUCCAAGAGAAUGGCCAUCACGAUGCGAGCGCAAGUGCUGGACAAUUAGACGGCAAAGCGCAGCUCGAGUCCAAGGGAUCAUGUUGGCAGGGGCUCGACGUCGCAGCCUCCACGAACGAGUCUGAGCGCCGAGCAAGCCUGAGCAGCGUCUGGCAUACGAGUAGUUUGGCACCCGCCCAGCUGCUCAGGACGCCGACGGUGCGGAGCAACGGCUUCAGCCCCGAAUGGCACACGGACAUGAGUCUGCUCAUCGACGUGCCGGCGAGCGCGAAUGCCGAAGUGAUGGCCCUCGUCGAAGCUGCCCAGGCUUCGGCAGCUAGCAUUCCGCUCGAUCAUGCCGAGCUGGACCGCAUAAGCCGCGGGCUUCUUGACCUGUGCUUUGUGCGCUUCGAGAUCUUUGACGACGAUCUCGAAGGCGAAGACAGCCGCGAUCCCGCACCAGCACCCCCUUCCACAGCGCCAGCGGACUCGACGAGCCCACCGAUCGAUGCGACGGCGAAGCUAGCGCUGGACACCGCAGCUGAUGGUAGCAAGACCGGCUCAGGAGCACGUGGCGGACCCGGAAGCGAGAGCUCCGUGGCAUCUUCCACCAGCUCCAUCGACGCCGACAGCGUGGCAGCAUACGCCGUGAGCGUAGGCGCUCUCCAGCAAGGAUACCGCCAUCUGCCACUGUACGACCACCAGCUCUCGCAGUUCCUCUUUUCCACCCUCUUUGUGCGCUCCCGUCUGCGCCUCGUCGGCGUCGUCGAUGCAACACCACCCCCGAAGAAUCAGUAG
Molecule: messenger RNA, 4392 nt
Organism: Moesziomyces antarcticus
Lineage: Eukaryota; Fungi; Basidiomycota; Ustilaginomycetes; Ustilaginales; Ustilaginaceae
Exons: 1
Coding region: 1-4392 (1463 amino acids)
Biological process (GO): lipid metabolic process; phosphatidylinositol-mediated signaling
Molecular function (GO): calcium ion binding; phosphatidylinositol-4,5-bisphosphate phospholipase C activity
Source: RefSeq, a predicted model, not a curated record